AUGACGGGAGAUAAGCUCGAGUCAUCCGCCAGAGGCAAAGUAGCCGUUGUCACAGGCGCCAACACAGGAAUCGGCCUGGAGAUCGUUCGCGAGCUCAAUCUGCGCAAUGCCAAAGUUUACAUGCUGUGCCGAGACGAGAAACGUGGACAGGAGGCGAAGACGGUGCUUGUCGGGAUGGGCUGCGAUGCUAGUCGGCUUCUAAUAGAGCGAUGUGAUCUCUCAAGUUUCGAGUCGAUUCGAAACUGUGUUAGAACCCUCAUGGACUAUGAAAAGACAAUCGACAUCCUUGUCAACAAUGCCGGUAUCAUGUGCUACCCGAAAUACGAGAUGACGAUUGAUGGACAUGAGAUGCAUUGGCAGAGCAAUUACUUGGGUCAUUUCCUUUUGACCGAGUCAUUGCUACCGGCAAUGAAAACUUCGACUGCGGCUCGGAUUGUUAACCUUUCGUCAGCACUGCACAUGAAAUCGGAUAGGAUCGAUUUGUCGCAAAUUGACGAGAAAAAGCAAUUCGGUCUCUUCAAGCCCUACUAUCGAUCCAAACUCGCCAAUGUGAUGCACGCUCGAGCCCUAACGCAGCGUUUUCGCGAAGACGGCACAAAUAAUGUGACGAUCAACAGCUGCCAUCCCGGCGUUGUCAACACGGAGCUGAGCCGCCGUUUCGUUAUCGCCAGAUACAUCGCUCGACCUUUCAUGUGGCUAUUCGCAAAAACGCCUCGCGAAGGCGCACAGACGGCUCUCUACUUGGCUUUAUCGAAGAAUGUCUACGGUAUCAGUGGAAAGUAUUUCAGCGACAGUGCCAUCGCUUCGGAGAAUCCAUUGGCGUUGGAUGAUGAUGCGUGUCAAGACCUUUACAACUACAGCCUCGAAAAGUGUCUGCUGCAAAACGACAGUGCCAUCGCUUCGGAGAAUCCAUUGGCGUUGGAUGAUGAUGCGUGUCAAGACCUUUACAACUACAGCCUCGAAAAGUGUCUUUUGCAAAAG
This is a messenger RNA of Mesorhabditis belari, 981 nucleotides long. Lineage: Eukaryota; Metazoa; Nematoda; Chromadorea; Rhabditida; Rhabditidae. The record is from the annotation of a GenBank genome assembly.